AUGGGUCGUGAACAGGACCUGAUCCUCGCCGUCAAGAACGGAGACGUGACUGGCGUGCAGAAGCUGGUGGCCAAGGUCAAGGCUGCAAAGACGAAGCUGCUCGGCUCCACGAAGAGGCUCAACGUCAACUACCAGGACGCGGACGGGUUCUCUGCUCUGCACCAUGCCGCCUUGGGGGGCAGCCUGGAGCUCAUUGCCCUGCUGCUGGAGGCGCAGGCCACCGUGGACAUCAAGGACAGCAACGGCAUGCGCCCGCUGCACUAUGCUGCCUGGCAGGGCCGGCUGGAGCCCGUGAGGCUGCUGCUGCGGGCCUCAGCGGCCGUCAACGCCGCGUCCCUGGACGGGCAGAUCCCGCUGCACCUGGCUGCCCAGUAUGGCCACUACGAGGUGUCAGAAAUGCUCCUCCAGCACCAGUCCAACCCGUGCCUAGUCAACAAGGCCAAGAAGACGCCCCUGGACCUGGCCUGCGAGUUCGGGCGGCUCAAGGUGGCCCAGCUGCUACUGAACAGCCACCUGUGUGUGGCCCUGCUGGAGGGCGAGGCCAAGGACCCGUGUGACCCCAACUACACCACGCCCUUGCACUUGGCUGCCAAGAACGGCCACAGAGAGGUCAUCAGGCAGCUGCUGAGGGCGGGGAUCGAGAUCAACCGCCAGACCAAGACGGGCACGGCGCUGCACGAGGCCGCGCUCUACGGCAAGACCGAGGUGGUGCGGCUGCUGCUGGAGGGCGGCGUGGACGUGAACAUUCGGAACACGUACAACCAGACGGCCCUGGACAUCGUGAAUCAGUUCACCACCUCCCAGGCCAGCCGGGAGAUCAAGCAGCUGCUGCGGGAGGCCUCGGGGAUCCUGAAGGUCCGAGCACUCAAGGACUUCUGGAACCUCCACGACCCCACGGCCCUCAACGUCCGGGCCGGGGACGUCAUCACGGUGCUUGAGCAGCAUCCUGACGGCCGCUGGAAGGGCCACAUCCACGAGAGCCAGCGGGGCACGGACCGCGUGGGCUACUUCCCCCCUGGCAUCGUCGAGGUGGUCAGCAAGCGGGUGGGCAUCCUCGCGCCCCGCCUCCCCUCUGCACCCACACCCCUGCGCCCGAACUUCUCUCGGACACCACAGCCCCCUGCCGACGACUCCCUGCACCCUCUCACCUAUGGCCAGCUCCCUCGGGUGGGCCUCAGCCCAGACAGCCCAGCAGGUGACAGGAAUAGUGUGGGCAGCGAGGGCAGUGUGGGCAGUAUCCGCAGUGCUGGCAGCGGGCAGAGUUCCGAGGGCACCAACGGCCACGGCCCUGGGCUCCUGAUCGAGAACGCCCAGCCGCUUCCCUCUGCCGGCGAGGACCCGGGGCUGCCAGGCCUGCACCCCCCGCCCCUGGCAGGCAGCCUGAGCCACCGCCCUCUGGCCAACUGCCACUCCGGGGAGCAGCUCUUCCCCCAAGACGUGCGGCCGGAGCAGCUGCUGGAGGGGAAGGACGCCCAGGCCAUUUAUAACUGGCUCCGUGAGUUCCAGCUGGAGGGCUACACCGCCCACUUCCUGCAGGCCGGCUACGACGUGCCCACCAUCAGCCGCAUGACGCCUGAGGACCUGACGGCCAUCGGGGUGACCAAGCCCGGGCACAGGAAGAAGAUUGCCUCGGAGAUCGCCCAGCUGAGCAUCACCGAGUGGCUGCCCAACUACAUCCCGGCGGACCUGCUGGAGUGGCUGUGCGCGCUGGGGCUGCCGCAGUACCACAAGAGGCUGCUGGGCAGCGGCUACGACUCCAUGGCGCUGGUGGCCGACCUCACCUGGGAGGAGCUGCAGGAGAUCGGCGUCAACAAGCUCGGUCACCAGAAGAAGCUCAUGCUGGGGGUGAAGCGUCUGGCCGAGCUGCGGCGGGGCCUGCCGCACGGGGAGGCCCCCGGCGAGGGCGGCUGCCGCCCGGCCAGGGGCCCGGAGCUGAUGGCCAUCGAGGGGCUGGAGAACGGGGACGCACCUGCCGCGGCCGGCCCCCGCCUCCUCACCUUCCAGGGCAGCGAGCUGAGCCCAGAGCUACAGGCAGCCAUGGUCGGGGGUGGCCCCGAGCCACUCCCCCUGCCCCCUCCCCGCUCCCCGAGCCAGGAGAGCAUUGGCGCUCGCUCACGAGGGUCUGGCCACUCACAGGAGCAGCCUGCCCCUCAGCCCAGUAGUGGGGACCCCGGCACCCCACAGGAAAGGAACCUUCCGGAGGGCACAGAGCGGCCCCCUAAGCUUUGUUCCCCGCUUCCUGGCCAAGGGCCUCCUGCUUAUGUUUUCAUGUACCCUCAGGGCUCACCCGCCAGCCCAGCCCCAGGGCCACCUCCAGGGGCGCCCCGAGCCUUCUCGUACUUGGCUGGCCCCCCUGCUGCUCCCCCAGACCCUCCCCGGCCCAAGCGUAGGUCCCACAGCCUGAGCCGCCCGGGCCCGGCCGAGGGGGAGGCCGAGGGGGAGGCCGAAGGGCCGGUGGGCAGUGCCUUGGGCAGUUACGCCACCCUCACCCGGCGGCCAGGACGCAGUGCCCUGGCCCGGACCAGCCCCAGCCAGACCCCAGCCCGGGGGGCUCCCCGCAGCCAGUCCUUCGCCCUCCGGGCCCGCCGCAAAGGGCCCCCGCCCCCGCCUCCGAAGCGCCUCAGCUCCGUCUCCGGCCCCACCCCGGAGCCCCCUCCACCGGAUGGAAGCCUGGGGCCCAAAGAGGGGCCCCCUGGGCCCCGAAGGCGAACACUGAGCGAACCGACUGGCCCGUCAGAGCCCCCGGGCCCGCCUGCCCCAGCGGGCCCCGCCUCAGACACGGAGGAAGAGGAGGACCCGGGGCCCGAGGGGACACCCCCGUCCCGGGGCAGCUCGGGGGAGGGGCUCCCGUUCGCCGAGGAGGGCAACCUGACUAUCAAACAGCGGCCCAAGCCGGCCGGCCCCCCGUCCCGAGAGACGCCCGUGCCCACCGGCCUCGACUUCAACCUCACAGAGUCAGACACUGUUAAGCGGAGGCCCAAAUGCCGGGAGAGGGAGCCGCUGCAGACGGCGCUUCUGGCCUUCGGAGUGGCCACCGCCACGCCCAGCCCCUCCGUCCCCUCCAUCCCCCUGCCCUCCCAGCCCCCCAGCGAGUCCCCUGUGGCUCCUCCCAGCCCUCCUCAGCCGGACCCUAGCAGCCUUCCCACUCCAGGAGCUCCAGCCCCUCGUCCUCCCAGCCCUCCCACCCAGCUCGCAAAGCCCCCCUGCCCCGGGCCAGCUCCGGAGAGCUCGGCAGCCCAUCGGCAGCGUGGGGAGCCAGAGCCCCCCGCUCCGCCCGCUGCCCUCAUCAAGGUGCCCGGAGCAGGAACAGCUCCCAAGCCUGUGUCCGUGGCCUGCACCCAGCUGGCGUUUUCUGGCCCUAAGCUGGCUCCUCGGCUCGGCCCACGCCCUGUGCCGCCGCCCCGUCCCGAGAGCACGGCGGCCGUGGGCUCCGGCCAGGCCCAGCAGAGGCUGGAGCGGACCAGCUCGUCCCUGGCAGCCGCACUGCAGGCCGCGGAGAAGAGCAUCGGUGCUGAGGAGCGAGAGGGCCCCCCCAGCACCUCCACCAAGCACAUCCUGGAUGACAUCAGCACCAUGUUUGACGCUCUGGCUGACCAGCUGGAUGCCAUGCUGGACUGA
Messenger RNA from Pipistrellus nathusii (Nathusius's pipistrelle), 3618 nucleotides. NCBI's taxonomy places the organism in Eukaryota, Metazoa, Chordata, Mammalia, Chiroptera, Vespertilionidae. The record is from the annotation of a GenBank genome assembly.